Molecule: messenger RNA, 1198 nt
Organism: Parathielavia appendiculata
Lineage: Eukaryota; Fungi; Ascomycota; Sordariomycetes; Sordariales; Chaetomiaceae
Exons: 2
Coding region: 1-1020 (339 amino acids)
Source: RefSeq, a predicted model, not a curated record
AUGUCUGGCAUCAUGCACAAGGUCAAGGACGCCGUCCAGGGCGCUGUCCACCCCGACAAGAAGGCCCACCACGGCGAACCUGAGGGUACCCACGGCCCGCAUAGCAGCCGCGUGGCUAACGCUGCCGACCCGCGCGUCGACUCGGACCGCGACAACUCACACACCGUGGGCGCUGGCCGCACCGCAGGCCAGGGCGAGUACAGCAGCACCGGCUACGGCACCACUGGCACACACACCGAGGGCACACACGGUCCGCACAACAGCCGUGUGGCCAACGCCAUGGAUCCCCGCGUCGACUCGGACCGCGACAACUCGCGCACCAUCGGCAACACGGGCGCAGGGCGUACCGCUGGUCACGGAGAGUUCGGUAGCUCUGGCUUCGGCACUCAAACCUCCGAGGGCACUCACGGCCCGCACAGCAGCCGUGUUGCCAACGUUAUGGACCCUCGUGUCGACUCUGACCGGGACAACUCGCGCACUAUUGGCACCGGCGCUGGUCUCGGUUCCAGCACCCACGGCACCAGCUCUGGCAUGACCGGUGUGACCGGUACCCAUGGCGCUGGCUACGGCUCCAGCACCACCGCCACUGGCUACGGUUCUGGCAGCACGGGCGUGACCGGCACUCACGGCGCCCCCGCCGGCACUUACGGCCCACACAGCAGCCGCGUGGCCAACGCUGCCGACCCUCGCGUUGACUCGGACCGUGACGGCCGUGGCGCUAUCGGCACCGGCUCUGGACCUGCCCCCAACACUGCUGGCCCGCACAACAGCGACAUGGUCAACAAGAUGGACCCCCGCGUCGACUCAGACCUUGACGGCAGCAAGACCAUGGGCGGCAACAAGACGUACCAAUCUGGUAACGCAUUUGCCCAUCGCGAUCCUACCGACGCCGCCCAGGUGCCUCCUUCAGUCUUGAGGAAUCACCUCGGCGAUCCGUCGAUUGAGCACGACGACACAACCCACCAUCGCGAGAGGCGGCACAGCACCAAGACUCCUCAGGAGACAUUCAGUGGUGUCUGAUUUUAUUUUUUUCCUCGGAUGGACGGUAACUGGGUAGAAUGUAUGAGUUAUGAAGGGUCUCAUUUGUCGCGGCGUUGCACUCAAUUGUACUAUUAACUCAUACCCAAUCAUCCUCGAGAUAAGAUUGACGAAGAGUAUCAAGGCUCUUAAAAAUGAAGAACUUGUCGAACAUUAAAGU